Messenger RNA from Danio aesculapii, 2636 nucleotides. RefSeq names its product integrator complex subunit 13 (gene ints13). The coding region runs from base 285 to 2399 and encodes 704 amino acids. Gene Ontology annotation, cellular component: integrator complex. Gene Ontology annotation, biological process: regulation of mitotic cell cycle; centrosome localization. The record is from RefSeq and is a predicted model, not a curated record. NCBI's taxonomy places the organism in Eukaryota, Metazoa, Chordata, Actinopteri, Cypriniformes, Danionidae. The transcript is spliced from 17 exons.
UUUCACUGACGGACGCGUUUGAGUAACAGUGUUUUAUGUCCCUUGCGCUUUUGUUUGGCCUCGGUCAGUUUAUCAAUAAAUCCGUCUUGUUUUGUUUUAUCUUUAAUUUUUUGACUUUGUCUUUGUAUCCGUUUUCUCUUCAGUACAACUACGUGGCAACAUUUUCUAUGCGAGUGAUUUUAUUGAACGCGGAUUCUACAUCGAUGGAAAAUUAGCAGGCUAUGCUAGCAAGCUAACGCUAGCUGCAUUUCUGUGAUACACAGUGCCUGUGCUGCAGGAUCAGGAUGAGGAUGUUCUCAGUUUCACAUAAGACGGCCUUUGUGGUCGAUCACUGCCCAUACAUGGCAGAGUCCAGUCGGCAGCUGAUUGAAUGUGACAUGCUGACCAAAAGCCGCUCACAGGGUGUGAUUCCUCUGGCUCCAGUCGCCAAAUCUCUCUGGACGUGUGCAGUUGAAUGCUCCAUGGAGUACUGCAGGAUCCUGUAUGACAUUUACCCCACCAAGAAACUAGUGAACUACAUUGUGAGCGAUUCUGAGGUUCACAUCCUGAACAGCUGGAAGCAGGAGGAUCAAAAUACACAUGAUCUCAUGUCUGCCUUGGCUGCGGUUGGGCCUCCAAACCCUCGUCAGGAUCCUGAAUGCUGCAGUGUUCUGCAUGGGCUGGUGGCGGCUGUGGAGUCUCUGUGUAAGAUCACAGAAUAUCAGCACGAGUCUCGUACUACUCUGAUGGACGUGGCCGACAGAGUGGCCAAUAGAGGGCGCAUUAUCUGUCUUACCAAUGCCAAAAGUGACACUCAUGUCAGGAUGCUGGAGGACUGUGUGCUGGAAACCAUUCAAGAACAGAACAAGCUGGCAGCAGGAUCUGACAGACUGAUGCCCAUUCAGCAGUGUGAGCUUGUGCUGGUCCACAUCUACCCACAGGGGGAUGACACUCUGGUCUCAGACCGGCAAAAGAAAGAGCUUUCUUCAGUGUUAAGCAGUGAGGUUCACAGUGUGCGAGCUGGACGGCAUCUAGCCUGUAAACUGAAUGUGCUGGUUCAGCAGCACUUUGAUUUGGCCUCCACCACCAUCACAAACAUCCCCAUGAAGGAGGAGCAGCAUGCUAACACUUCAGCAAAUUACGACGUUGAGCUUCUGCACCAUCGUGAUGCACAUAUGGAGUUUAUUAAGAGUGGCGAUCUCCACAUGGCCGGCAGUACAAGCAGAGACAGUGGGUUAAAGGAAACGAUCACACUCAAAUGGUGCACUCCACGCACCAACAGUGUAGAGCUGCAUUACUGCACAGGCGCCUAUCGCAUUUCUCCAGUAGACGUUAACAGCCGCCCAUCGUCUUGCCUCACCAACUUCCUGCUGAAUGGUCGCUCUGUGCUACUAGAACAGCCUCGCAAGUCUGGGUCAAAGGUCAUAAGUCACAUGUUAAGCAGCCAUGGAGGAGAAAUCUUUCUGCAUGUUCUUAACAGCACGCGCUCUACAUUGGAGGAUCCUCCAUCCAUCAGUGAGGGUUGUGGGGGACGAGUGACUGACUACCGCAUCACUGACUUUGGUGAGUUUAUGCGGGAGAAUCGACUGACUCCAUUCCCAGACUCCAUGGUAGAUGCAGCAGGCAGAGCUCCAAUCGAGAGGGCCAAAUCUCAACUAGAACGACACACACGGUACUGGCCAAUGAUCAUCUCCCAGACCACCAUCUUCAACAUGCAGGCGGUGGUACCAUUAGCUAACCUCAUAGUGAAGGACACUCUAACAGAUGAAGAUGUGCUGACCUGUCAGAAAACUGUCUAUAAUCUUGUUGAUAUGGAAAGGAAGAGUGAUCCUCUGCCAAUCUCAACCGUCGGCUCCAGGGGAAAAGGACCCAAGCGUGAUGAGCAGUAUCGGAUCAUGUGGAAUGAGCUAGAGACGUUGGUAAAGACUCAUGUGGGCACCAGUGAGAGACACCAACGUGUGCUGGAGUGCAUCAGCGCUUGCCGGAGCAAACCACCCGAGGAGGAGGAGAGGAAAAAAAGAGGAAGGAAAAGAGAGGACAAGGAGGACAAAACCGAGAAAAAUGGCAAGGACACAGAGGAGAAAAGCUGGACUGCAGACACUGAGAGGCUGAAAGGGGUAAUGGACCGAGAGAAGGACGAACAAAGCGAGUGUGAGAUCAUCAAAGAUUCGCCAGACUCACCGGAGCCGCUGAACAAGAAACCACGCUUGGCUACAGAGGAACAGCAGCCUCCAGAAAAAUCCAAAGGUCCUGUGUCUCUACUCGCCCUUUGGACCAACAGAAUAACUCAAGCGAACUCCAGGAAGCAUCAGGAAUUUGCAGGAAGAUUGAGUUCAGUGAACAACAAGGCCGAGCUUUAUCAGCAUCUGAAGGAGGAAAAUGGGAUGGAUGUUCAUGAGAAUGGAAAAGCAACAAGAUGAUGUGUGGAAAACGCCUCUUCUCAUCACUGCAGGAUCAUUGAUUUGUUGAGAGGAUGUGAUGUGACCUUUGGCAUGAUAUCAAAUGAUGCUUUUGCCAGGAUGCUGAUUUUGUGCCAGACAUAGAAGAGCAAGGCAAUGUUUUAUAAGGACACACUUUUUUAUAUGCUUUAGUUUGUACAAAGUGUCUGAAAGUUUGUGAGGCAGAAUAAAGAAAAUUGUAAAUUGUGUUGUACUGUC